UUCCUCAGAAGUGAAAUCCUCAAGGUGAAGGAGGCAAUGGAGAGCAGGUGGCAUGAAACAGAGAAAGAGGAGGUGGAACUCAGAGCAAAUACUCAGCAUGAGCUGGACAGACUAGAGAAAUUAAGGGACGAGGUCCAAAGAUCCCAGAAAAUAUUGAAGAGAGCAGGAAUGAGCUCAUGCAAUGGAAGGAUAGUCUUGAAAAAAUGAGGGUUCAGGCAGAAGAAGACAAACGUGCAGCUGUCAAACAGAUUGAUGAGGCUAAAGCAAAGAAAGAAGAGCUGACAAAAAUGGUAGAAAAUAUGGAGAAAGAUCGAGGGGAGAUUAAUAACAGCAGAGAACAGGCUAAUCAAGAAGCAGAUGAAAUCAAAAGGAUGAGAAAUGAGCUACAAAGACAGCAGGCAGAAAUAGAGCACAGGAUUAGAGUGGCAAAACAAGAAAAAGAGGAGGCAAACCAUGCCAUACUUGCAGUCCAAGAGGCUCAGAUGCUCUUAAAAAAGCAAAUGGAAGAGUCUGAAAAAAGGCGGUAUGAAGCCAUAACAGAGGCAUUAGAGCAAAGGGAUGAAAUACACAAAAAAACAGAGGAGUUAGAACAAAUAAAUGAAGAAAUACAAAGAGCCAGGCAUGAGCUAGAAAAGUUGAGGCAUUCUGAAAAAGAAAGCAGAGAGCAGAAAAUGUUAGAGGACACACAGCAAGAGAGAGAGUUUGUUGAGCCAAUGAAAAUAGCUGUGCUUAAGGACAAGGAAGAUCAGGAAAAGUCUUUAGCUGAGAUAGAGAAGGAGAGAGAGGAGCUCAAACAGAUUAGAGUUCAGGUCCAGAACGAGAAGAAAGAUCUAGAAAAACGAAGGUAUGAGAUGAUGAGAUAUGACAUAGAACAGAGUGCUCAGGUGCAGAGACAAAGAGAAGAACUUGAGAAGAUCAAGACUCAGUUAGUUAUUGACACAGAGACCAUGAACAGAAGCAAAGAAUUAGUGCAACAAGACAGAGAGAAAGUCGAGUGUAUUAUGAUUGAGAUCCAGAAACAAAGAGAGGAAGUGAAUAAAAGGUUAGAGGAGACAAAACGACGGGAGGACGCUUUGAGGAAGAUGACAGAGGACAUGGAGCAUGAGAGAGAAGACCUGGAGAAGAUUCGUGUGGAAACGCUGAGAGGGAAAGACACUUAUGAAGAGGUCAAGGAUGAGAUUAACAGAGUGAGAGUGGAGAUAAAGAGGUUGUGGGAUGAGGCUGAAAAGGGAGAGCUGGAGGAACGAGAGAGAUUAAACAGGGAGAAGGAUGAGACGAUGAGGAAGAUAGAAGCUAUGAAGAAGGAGCUGGGUGAGAUUGAAGACACAAAGGUGGAGUUAAUUAAACAAAAUAAGGACAUUGGCAUAAAGAUGGAAAAAGGCAAGGUUGGAAAUCACUAAACUUGAAAAGAUGAAAGCAGACCUCCAAAAACAGA
Molecule: messenger RNA, 1435 nt
Organism: Carassius auratus (goldfish)
Lineage: Eukaryota; Metazoa; Chordata; Actinopteri; Cypriniformes; Cyprinidae
Product: golgin subfamily A member 6-like protein 7
Exons: 1
Coding region: 177-1400 (407 amino acids)
Source: RefSeq, a predicted model, not a curated record